AAACAAGGCCACACAAACGCUGUACCACUGGAAACCGAGUCCUGCGUUCUCGUUGCAGCCAGUUACCGCGUGCAAUUCAACGAGACCUGAAGGUUGUCCCCGACGAACAUCUAGACCGGUAAAUGGUACAGUCCGACAACGGAUGUUAUUCUUGAAUAUCUGCUGGAACCUUAGAUCGUCCCAGGACCACUCCUCCAGGUCACAAGCGUCGCUGCAUGCAUGGCAUCAAUGUCUGGUCCUCUGACAUCCCCAUCUACACACUCGCAUCCUCUCCUUACCGACCAUGGCUCGACAAGACGCUCAAGACAGUCUGCUAGUACUCCCGAAACUCACACACGAUCUUCGAGCAACUACUUCACGCUUAAGGCACAACUAGACAAGUCUGCUGAAGAGUCGGUAAGAGGUACACAUGCAAACUGGGACGGUAGCGUUCGGGGUUAUGGCGACAAGAACCGGAGGAAGUCCAUGUUUGACGCGGAUACGCCAGUCAUACUAGUCGAAUCCGCAACAGACGACUCGAUCGUAAAUAACGUCUCGUCUUUGCCUUCAAAUGCCACGAACAAACUAUUGAGUACAAGAUGGCAUGACUAUCCCAAUGAGGCCAUUGACUCUGCGCUGUCUGCGCUCAAUACAUUGGACGCUAGUUUCUCCGACCAUCCGUUACACGAUGCUAUCCGGGCGUUAUCCGCUGCUGUGCAUAAACUAUCUUCAGUGCGAGCCGAGUUAGAAGAAAGUCGGAAAGCCUUGCUCCAGAAAGAAGCAGACCGACGAGCACGAGCGGACGAGCUCAUGAGAGAGCUCCAGCCUUCAGAUCGUGUCUUAGCGCGACGAGUCAUCCAAUCUCUCUUUCCAGACGAUGACGAAGACAGUCAUGCCGUACGUCGAAAGUCAAGCAACAGAUCUCUCACCGAAUCUUUAUCGGACGCACUCGAGGAUAUAUUGCCUGUCUCAAGAAGUGCAUCCGAAGGACCGUUGAUGUCAGCUGAAGAAACACCAGUCCUCGACGAGAGAAGCCGAAGUUCUACCCCCGUCUCUCACGGAGCAGGUCGCGAGGAGUCAACUUCAAGGGUCAUCACUUCUGAGUCCACCUCGCCCGUUGAUUCGCCCGAGGCCAAAGAAGAGGUCCCACCGGUCUCUCCUAACUCGGGCCGUGCGAGCGUCGGCGAAUGGAUGGGAACACUGUGGGGCAAGAGGGCUAAGGGUCACUCCACGGCCUCCACUUCGUCUUUGCCUUCCGUCGAGAGCAUCCUAGACGCUUCCAAGACUGCUACCGACUAUGAGUCGGUACGCUCAUCUGAUUCCGAGUCGAUUGCUUCGGCUUCGACCAAUCCGGAGAGAAAGCGACGAGUCCGUGGUACGACCAAGAGUGUCUUUGCUACAUUGGGGCUCUCGAUGCUCAAUCCGACCAUACCCUCUUCUACCCGGAAACGGCGCACUGAUUCUCGAGCAGUCUCUCAAGAAGCGGUCCGUGUUGUUAUUGCCAGCGGCGAACUGCCCUCCGAAGGUCACUUGGCGGCGGAACCAGUAUCCUCCGAGUCUCCCGUCGUCGCUGGUAAUGCACGGUCUACUUCUGCGGAGUCGCCUGCAGAACCGGAAUGGACCCCGAAACAAGGCUCGGCGAUUCGAGCGAUCGUCAAUGCUACUCGUGUCAUGACAAGCGACCCUGCAAGUAUUCUCGCAGACCAAGGAAGAGAUACUGGCCUUCUGGUUGGAAAGCUCGCUCUCGAGUUAGUUCGCAAUGCCCGUGACCAGCGACUGGACAUCUGUGAACCCGCUAAGCCUAAGAACCAGCGCACGACGAGCCGCAGAAAUACUACCUUGUCCCUGUUGAAACCAGAGUCAGAGGACGUUCCCGAUCUUCUGUUGACCGACCAGCGUUCUCCUGCGACUGUCAAAGCUAGAGAUUUGGACACUCGAUCAUUUCUGGGCUCCGUCGACUUCUCUGCUCUGGCCUCGCCGGUCUUCGGUUCAUUCCUCUCUGACCAGCGCAGACAUACUACGGCUGCUAAUGAGACUCGGAAAGCCACUGAUAGCGAUACUCCUAUACCUGCACAGACUGCGGCAAAACCAAAGCCAGGUUCGGUCGCUCUUGAGUCCAUCAUCCCUGCCAACGCACAACCUCCUACACAUCAUUUUGCCCGCACUUACACGCCUCUUACUGCUAAGGACUUCCGUUUCACCCUGCCGAUGUCUGAUGUACCGUCGAUUUCUUCGCUUGGCGAUGAACCCAAAGAGGCAUUCACGGACCGUUUCGGCUUCAUCUACGACGUGUCUCUCUACGACUUCCUUCUCCUCCUGCGCGCCAAAGCUGUUGAGAACGUUGCACCAGCAUGUCUCACGGGCAUCAAGAUAGCAGACCGUCGCGAAGAUAAUGUAUGGCCCGAAGAAGACGAAGAGGAAGAUUCUUCACGAAACGCGAUAGAGAUCAUCACAAGCUAUUGCGAGUGCGAGAGCAUCGACUCAGUCGAUGGUAUCAGUGUUCACUCGACCGGGACAAGGCUGUCGUUUCGCGAUAUACCCUCGUCCGACACUACCUCGCUUCGCUCUCGAGAUACCUCACCAUCAUCAGGCCGUGGGCGACCGCGUUCGACCACACUUCGCCCGAGCGCACCCAAGUUGCAAUCAAAGUCCAGUGUCUCGAUCCUCACUAUCACCUCCGACACGCCGCGACACGUUUGUCCUACGACCGUCAAGCGGCUCUUGUCUGACCUUGAGGUGAUCCAUAAUUGUCGGCAAGUGUCCCUACGCAAGGAGUGGGACACGUUUGUCAACCAGCGCUCGAAGUCUUCAAAAUCUGUCUCUGGGGCCGCGCACAGGCCGUCAGGGAAUGCGGCAAACGCUGCUUCUAUCCUUGGUCUCAGGGCCUCUCUCGACGAAGAGGAGCUGAUGCAUACUGAUGGGCUGAUCGGCUUUGCACAGCUGGGUUUCUCUGCGAACAGCAACGAGCGGAAAGAAUUCGAUAGGCUUGUCCGAGCUGGGAUCCCGCUGGCGUAUCGGUCAAAAGUCUGGUUUGAGAGUAGUGGAGCCCUUGACAUGAGGGAGCCCGGGCUGUUUCACGAUCUCCUUGCGAACGUGGAUGAAACAAGCAGUGUGGUCAAGGAGAUCGAGAAGGACGUAGGACGGACGAUGCCCUUGAAUGUCUUUUUUGGCCGCACAGGCGCAGGGGUCGACAAGCUGCGCAGAGUGCUGAGAGCAUACAGCCAGCGCAACCCCGAUAUUGGUUACUGUCAGGGAAUGAACCUUGUCACGUCGACACUUCUGCUAGUGUAUGCAGACGAGGAAGAGGCGUUCUGGGUGCUGUGCGCCAUUAUCGAGAAACUGCUGCCGGAAGACUUCUUCUCCCACUCGUUGCUAAGCUCACGCGCGUGUCCCCUGGUCCUGCUUGAAUAUGUCAAAGAGCAGCUUCCAAAGUUUCACAACCAUCUCAACAAGCUUGGUGUUGACAUCGGCGCAGUGUGUUUCUCCUGGUUCCUUUCCCUUUUUACGGAUUGUCUACCCAUCGAGACACUGUUUCGAGUAUGGGACGCCUUCAUGGUUGACGGAUUAGACGUUCUCUUCCGUGUGGCGCUCGCAGUGCUGCGCAGAAACGAGCAAGAGCUACUCCGAUGUGAAUCAAUCCCUGCCGUCUACGUCGCGUUAGAGAGCUUGCCUAACCGCAUGUGGCGGCCCGACAAGUUGAUGAAGACCGAAGUAGAGCUACGUCACACCCUGGUUCAUACAGAUAUUGUCAAACGUCGUGCGGCCCACAUCGCUAUUCUGAAGAAAUGUCUGUGAACCGUCCCUCUAGCAUAUGCUGCCUCUCUUAAUGUGUCGCGUGUUCGAGCAUCGCAUCUAGAGCUGUCUCAUAUCCACUCAUGUCAUUACUUACAUUGCACACACGCAACUAUUCGAUAUCAUGAGCUG
Messenger RNA from Phanerochaete carnosa HHB-10118-sp, 3903 nucleotides. RefSeq lists its product as uncharacterized. The transcript is spliced from 6 exons. NCBI's taxonomy places the organism in Eukaryota, Fungi, Basidiomycota, Agaricomycetes, Polyporales, Phanerochaetaceae. Bases 220 to 3774 code for a protein of 1184 amino acids. The record is from RefSeq and is a predicted model, not a curated record.